GUAGAUGGGGAUUUCGAGUCAGAUUUAGGAGCUGUCUAAAUUAAUCUGUAAUUUGCCUGAACUCCUCACGGUGACUUUUGGGCUGUGUUUUGGCGAUUGGGAAGAAUUGACAUAGUUAUGGUAUUUAAUCACAGAGGUCCUAAACACUGCUGUGCUCAGUGUGACUUGAAAGUUCACGUUUUCAUUUUGUGGUCGGAAGAGUUCCAAACGGGUGAAUCGUUUACGAAUCGCGCAUCAAACACAGCGGCUACCGUCAGCGCUGCUGGAGUCCGACACUGAGCGAAGAGGUGAAAGGCCAGCCGGCCAACCAGCCACGUACAGCUAGCUGUCACUAUGGAUGCCUGUGCCCGUAUUCGAGGAGUCCCAAUCAGGUCCAGAUCCUCAGUGCGGAAAGAGACUGUGCGAGACAGUGGGGCGCAGAAUGUGAAGAGCCUCUUCAGGAAUAAAAAGGAGCUCUGUGGCAUUGGUUUAGAGCUGCCAGCAAGAGACGCCACCAGGCUGACAGAGAUUCACUUUGUGUGUCUGCCUGAUGUAAGUGAAGGAGAAGAUGUCACCCAGCAGGCUCUGUCUUCUCUGUCAGGGGGGCUGUGUGAGCUUCUCAGGUCCCUCCACGUCCACAGCAUUAAGAACGAUGAAGUCCUGCUGCUCAAAGACUCUCGCAGGCUGCCAGAGCACAAGGAUGCCGGACCUCAGUAUUGGUUAAAGACAGUGUGUGUUCUGAGGAAUAGUUCCAGCACCAACGUUUACCCUCAAGCCAGUGUUCCAACUUUGGUGGGCCUGCUGGGGUGCUACAUGGCAGGUCUCCGCUAUACGCUGGAGCUUCAGGCUCUUCAGAGGGGCGCAGCUGAGCCCAACCAGCCAGACGAAGACGACACCAACCAGUCGGUCUCAUCAAUCGAGGAUGACUUUGUCACAGCUCUAGAACAUCUGGAGGAGGACGACACAGCAGACAAUACCUCUGCAGCUCCAUUUAGUCAUUUUAAAAGGCGUGAUGUGGCUUCACAGACAGUCCCAGCCCACAAGAGAAAAAAGGAAUUAUCAGGCUCCCGCGUUAUCAUAAGCUCGUCUUCGAAGAAGUAUUCAGCCAAACACAGAUCUGGUCCUGACGUAUCUGUCACAGUGCAGAGGUCAUCGGGUGUGGAAUCCCAGUGGACUUACUGCAGUCCUGGAGCUCGUCUCCCCUCACCUUUGAUUCAUGUCAGUGAAUCAGAAGAGUCAGACUGUUCCAGCCCCAGCCCUAUCAUUUUCCUGGAUGAAGUGGGCUACCAGAAGAGCCUGCUGGCCAAACUGGACAUUCCUCAAGUGCCAGGGGGGCCCAGAGAGCGAGUUGAAGACUCAGAUUCCGAAGUUAGUGAGUUUUUUGACAGCUUUGACCAGUUUGAUGAUCUGGAUGAGCUCAACUCUGAGAGCUGUACUCUUACUCUGCCUCUGGAUGCGAUUAGUGUCCCAGCAGCACAGAAAGAGGCUGAUGAAUCUGGCAUAAGUACAUCAUCUUUAAAAUAUGUUUCUAGGGGCUGCUCAACCAAGGGAAUGAAUCCUCACCGCUUUGAUCAGCCCACUCUCCCAGCCAAUGUGAAAAAACCCACGCCCCUGAAACCAGGCUCUCCUUACUCAAUUCCCUCUGAGGUGCCGGAUUCCCCUCGGCCUGUACAGACUCCCUCUGAGGAGAACGGUGGUCCCCUCUUCAGUCCUUUGAGCUCCUCUGCCUUCAGUCCCCUGGUGGACUCCAGCGGGCCACUGGAAUACUUCUGGAAUACAGAGGCAGAUGGACAAGAUGACUCUGAGCUACGCAAACCUCAGGAUCUCUGUUCUUUGUAUAAGACCUACUCAGACUUUGCUAGCAGUCUGUCCAAAGAAAUUCUCGGAUCUGUCUGUGGCUACCAGUCUGCUGUCGACAUCAGUGACAACAAGAAUCUCUCCUGUGUCUGCCACAAGGAAUUUAAGAACCCUUCAGGAUACCUGAUGAAACUCUCAGAAAUACAGGAGACUGUGACGGUGGCCAAGCUGCAGAAGAAAUCCCAGUCUCUGAAAGAUGGUAUUCAGAGGUUUGCCAGUGACCUUGUGGAAAUGAGCUUGGGCAGCGCUUUGCGAGACCUCCAAAAAGGGGUGUCCUCCUGCACCACCACCUUGUGCCACCUAGCUGCUCGACUUACCUCCUCAGUAUUUCAAAUGGCCUUCCAUGAGAUUGGCAUGCGACGUGCAUAUGUACUGAAGGAGCGGGCAAUCAACGGGCUGGCCACUUUCCUGGUUGGAGAGGCCGUGUCCGCAGCGCUCAAAGAGUUCCUGACUGUGAAGAAGCAGAUUUUCCACAGCACUGUAUCACGUUUUGCUGCUGAUCUGGCUGAAGAGCUUGUUUUUGAAGGUAUAAUGGAAGUAUGUCAGUUCUCCCACCCCUCAACGCCUCUCACCCCAAGCGAUUGGUCUUUUGGCCAUGGGCAAGAGGAAGAAGAGGAGGAGGUGGUGGUGUCCUCCUAUGCUUCAGACCUUUCUGAGUCUGUCAUCCAGGAGGCCUUCAUAGAGCUCUCUCAGGCAGAUGUUGCCUUCACAAGCCAAGCAGCUAUAAGUGUGUCUGUGGACAACAUCUGUUAUGUCAGUGCAGAUAACACCUGCACUCAUACCUGCAGCACCUUUGCUAACCAGCAGGUUUUAAGUGUAGCGGUCCCAGCGGAGGAUGCUUCUUGUACUGUGAAGAAAGCCCUGUUCACUGUAUCAGGAAUGGCCAGCUGUAUUCCUGUGCCCCAAGCAGGGCACGCCCUCUCCAACCUCCAGGAUUCCGAGGAGACCACUCAGCAGAGGUCUAGCUUGUCACAUACCCCACCGACCAGCCCCAAAAGAUCAACUGUGUCAUCCUCUGACAAUGCCACGUCUCCACUAACGGCCCUUUACAGUCAUGGAACUCAGACCUCUCUACCAGCAGGAGAGCCCUCCCAAAAACAGUCUUCAUUCCAAAACUUCUCUGGCAACAUGGUGGAUAUGAUAGUAACUGAGGCUUGUGAGCUAAUAACUGCCUCUAAAAUGAAGAAGGGUUUGGGCGACUGUGCUGACUUCCUCACAAAGACAAUCAGGAGCCGCAGGGACUCUUACGAUGCUCUGGAUUCCCCUUCAAAGCAAGGAGUUGUCAGGGAAAGUUUUAGAUAUGACUAUACAGAUUCUGGGCAUGUUAGGCUAGGUGGCCCUAUGGGACAAGAAAAUAAUCCUCCCAUUUCCUUUCAGACAGGCACUCUAAACCAGGGGAGUUACCGAUGUGAGCGAGGCCCCAGGACCAGGGGUGUGUCUGAAACACAUCCUGUGAUGAUGAAUACUUUGGAAGUGCCGGGUAAUGAGACGGGUGGACAAAGGAGGAUAUCCGCUACUGUGGAUGAUUCAGCUCCAAACUCUGGACAGAAGUCUGCUGCGACUCCUGGUACUCCUCCGUCCACCCCCCAGCAGCCCAGUGAGGUGUCCAAGGAGAGACAGAUAAAGCAGUUCUCCAAAAAGCUGAAAAGCAAGCUGGCUAAAGAAUUUUCCCCUGCAACACCACCUCCAACCCCUCACUAUCAGCCUGAGCUGGGCCCGGGACCAAAAGACACCAUCCCAGAUGCAGACAAGGCAGAGUUUAUGCUCAAACUGAUGAGAUCUCUCUCUGAGGAGGCUGAUGGAAAUGAGGAGGAAGAGGAGGAAGAACCGGCAGAAGAACCGGCAGAAGAAGGCGGUGUUGGAGUCUUUAACACAUGUUCAGAGAGAGGGGGCGGCCGACACACACCCAGCCCGAUGUGCGCUCGUGUAAUGUCCAACAAGGAAGCUCUCCACUAUGCUGAGCGGUUGGCGUGCCACAUAGUCUCGAUGGCAACAGAGAUGGACACCCUAGGAGGGGCGGAAGAGGAGCAGGGAGAGAUGAACCAGGGCAGUGAGAAGAGGAGAGACAGUGUGGCUCAGUUUUCAGAGCAGACCCUCAACUCAUUGUGGGUGUAUGCAGGAGAAGUGGCGGGAGAGGUAAUUAGUGAUGUGAAGAGGAUGGUGAGCUCUGGACAGCAGUGCCCGUAUCACAGAGCUCUCAGAAGAAGAAGCUGGGACAGAUCUAGCUCCGAAUGUUUGCAUUACCACCACAGACAUCACUCUCAACCCGGUACAGAUCAGAGCAGAGACUGGAGGUUAGGAAAGCUGGCUGAGCAGUGGUCCAAUGACCUGAUUGCCUCGGUCUCCCAGUCUUCCACCUCUGCUUCGAGCACUGUGUCUAGCUCCAGCUCUGGUCUAUCCUCUGAGUAUCCCAGCUGUGAGAGCGUGACAGAUGAGUAUGCCAGCUACCUCAUUAGGGUGCUGAAAAAGGAAGGGGGGAGUAGGGAGUUAGUCCUGGACCAGUAUGCAAGCCGUUUGGCUUAUCGUUCUAUAAAACUUGGCUUGGCUCACGCCAGUCGUAAAAUAAAGCAGAGAUCCUCUAGUGCACGUCUUCGUUCCUCUAAGUCUCUGCCAGAUGAAUGGAAAUCGUCUUGUAGUAGUAAAACGUCAUCAGCCAAGGAUCGAACAGAGAUGGAUAGAAACACCCAGUGUUGUUGCAGGGACUCUGAAGAGCAGAGUAAGAGGGAGUACAUGGAUCUAGUCCACUUUGCUGAAUCUUUAGCAUAUAAUAUCACCUGUGAUGUCACACGCAAGCUCCAUCUCUCCUCUGUACGGCUGCCAAAGUCUUUCACUGACUCCUGUCUUUAUAAAAAAUCCAAACUGGAAGACAUGGCAGAGAAUCUCAUCAGGAACUCCUUCUCCUGCCCUGUGUUAUCCAAGGAGGGUAAGAGCAAGCACUACCACAGCACAGGGAGUCUCUACGAUCAAGGUUACAGUAGCAAGGUGAUGCAAGUCAUUGAGCAUUAUGCCAGGAAAAUAGUGGAUGACACGCUGAAGAUAAGCGUGGCUUCAGUUGGCCAUUCAUCACGGGAGCACCAAGACCAUGACAGACACACUCACACACAGAGGUUGUCUGAGGGCCCAGUUCUGGUCCGGGCAAUGGGGGAGAGGCCAUGUUGUUGCUGUCAAGUCCAGGAGUGUCCAUACUGCAGCAAGCACAGCAGGCACCACUACCAACCUGUGCUGCAGAGGAGGAAAAGGGGAGGAGACUGUCAAGCAAGAGUGCUCUCUAGUCUGGAGAUUCCAAAAAUCCACAUCGACCUGGACCACAGGGUGGCAUUUGCAGAGGAGAUGGUGUCCAUGGCAAUGGAUACAGCAAAGCGCGAGCUGAGCAACACCAGCCUUAAUGCUGACAGCGGGAUCGGCCAUGAUGGCACCAGCUACGCCGAGAGCCUCACUGCUGAGAUCAUGACAUCAGCCCUGUCCAACAUAUGCCAGGCUGCCCUUACCAGUGCUUCGGGUAGGGAAACCACUGAGUCCACUGUGUCCCAGCAGCUGAGUGUUGGAGAUGACAGCCUGGGAAGCUGGUCUAACCUGAGCUUUGAAGAUGAGCACCCAGAUGAUAACAGCAGCUUCCUCCACCUCAGCGACAGACUAAAGAGCUUUCCAAUGAUGUCAAGGACAAGAUUGUGGGCCUACACAAGGCUGGAAUGAGCAACAACUGUGACGCACUAACACUAACUGACCUUACUGCUCCAGGGUGCCGGCGUUUUAGUGCUGUCGUGGAAGGAAAGCACCGGUUUGCACAAUCUGCAUUGAACUUUGUUUUCUUUGGAAUGCUUUCAAAAUGUUUAAAAUCUCAGUUUCUAUUUUCUUCAGUCCUCCUGUUUUGCUGUUUGUGCUACAUUCUUCUUCAGUAUUGUCUAGUCUUGGCAGACGAUAUAGGCAAUACUGCCCCCACAGUUUCCUGUAGUGUAUUGCAGUUACAACCCAUUUAUUAGCAUAUGAAAAUGUUAACAAUAAAAUUCCACGUCAAAUAAUUUUUAUAGUCGUUGCAGCUCUGCUUGGUACAGACUGAUACUGCAUGUCUUGUAUGCAGUAUCAGUCUACAUGUGGGUAUGCAGUAAAAUGUUUUUUCAUGUUUUUGUGACAGCUGCUACCAUUUCUUUUGUCACAGCAAGUAGUAUCCUUUUUUUCAGCAGGUUAUCUAUCAUAUGUUUCUGUAUUUAGUUGUUUCAGAAUGGACAGUCUGUUAAUGUCCAAGCAGAAGACAUUGAAUGUAAUCUAUUGUUCUUAAUUGGUUUGGGUUCAGAAUUUAAAGCCUGAGGUUAUACUUUGAUCAUACUGUGUCACUUUAUGUUUUUGGGUUUUUUUGGAGGGUUUUUUGCUCCCGUUGGAGCCAUUUAGGAGUGUUUUCUGCAGUUCAUUGUAGAUGUAAGGUUUCCCAAAGACAGUGCAGAUUGUAUGUUUUUCCAAAAUCAUUUAAACUUGACUGCCAGAGUGCAAGUUUUCUCUGAUUUAUGUUGCAUUAUAUGUGAAGGCUAAAGGAUAAGUAUUUUAGAUUACUGUCUAUGUUACCAAGUUCUAAGUAGUUGUAGGCAUGACCGAUUUGGUCUUCUUGUCUUGGAUGGACAUGACCUAUGUUUGUGUGUGUCAAUUUAAAAAAGAAAAAAAAAGUGAGUGAGUCUGAUAAAGUCUCUGGGAAAUGGGCUGUUGACAGUUCUGGCAGGGGUUGAUAUCUCUAUGGAAGCAAACCUGACAAUGGGUUUGUUCCCAACAUGCUAAAAGAGCAUAUUGUGUUAGCAUUAAGUUAUUUUGGCCAUCAGGGCAAAGUUAAUGUGUCAUAAUAUUUUCUAAAGGUGUGUCUUUAAGUGCUCACCUCUCUUCAAGUGCUGUUUCUACUGGAACAAAGUCCACCAUGUGUAAUUCAUAAGACAUUUCAAAGGCCUGCUGCUACUAUUUCCGCUCAGCAGAUGAAAUAACGGGGGGAAAAUUCCUUUAUGAGUUUAGCGAGACAGAGAUCAGGCUGACUGACUAGAUGAAUCACCUCUCAGUAUGCCAUUCAGACCACACCUGCCGCUGAGGUAAUGCAGAUUAAUAGAGGUAUUUUUAGAUAUCAGAAACAUCUCUCCCUUUUAGUUAGGCUAUAGCAUGCCACAGUAUGCAGGUUCCAGCCAGCAAGGCUAAUCAUUCACUAAUUAUAGCGAGAGUGUAUGUUGUUAUGCUUCUGUUGCCAGCUGGUUGUCCCGCUGGAAGCCACAUGAUUAACGAGAUUAUGUGAGAACAAAAAUGUAAUGAUCUCACAUUUCAGGACUUUAGCAACAAAUGGGCCCAGUCAACAUUAAAGCUGAUUCAGGGAGGUGUACAGUGGAAAAAACCUGCAUCAUUUGAAGAAUCCUCCUCUGUUUUUUUCAACCUCACCUGACAUUUAAAGGAUUACCAGAAAUGGUCAUCCACCUCCGUGUUGUUUGUUGACGAUACAUGACAGUAAGCUCUUAUAGCAAAUGUGAUGAAACUGCUUAUUACAUCCUGAUCUUUUGUUGCAUUUUGGUAGCUCUCUGUGUUAGCCACUUACUGUGUCAGUGUUACAGCGGUGUGUUACCUGCCUUC
Messenger RNA from Maylandia zebra (zebra mbuna), 7425 nucleotides. It is a transcript of the gene akap11, whose product is annotated as A kinase (PRKA) anchor protein 11. Gene Ontology annotation, cellular component: cytoplasm. Gene Ontology annotation, molecular function: protein kinase A binding. Lineage: Eukaryota; Metazoa; Chordata; Actinopteri; Cichliformes; Cichlidae. The record is from RefSeq and is a predicted model, not a curated record. Gene Ontology annotation, biological process: intracellular protein localization.